AUGAAUCCGAGCGCUGCUGCUGCAUCCCUUCUUUGUUACGGCGGGACUUGCGCUCUCUGCGCCUGUGCUACCACUACUCGUCCACUACUUCCUGACUACCUACCCAACCAGUACUUCCAUCUCUCGGGAUGGUCUAAAUUAUUGUAUUCGCGAGUCGCCAGAACCCAAAUUGAUGCAUCAACUGAGGGGGUAGGCGAAAUAAACAGGACCAUGCGAUUAAAGACUCAGGCCCACUCGACGACAGGAACGGAACACGAAGCAGGAACAGAAACCAAAUGGGAGGAGAAUGACGUGGUCAGCGCCAGGCUUAUGAUGCAAUCGGAGUACGCUAGAAUCAUGUAUCAACAACACCAGCACCAAAAAGAAGAAGAAGAAGAAGAAUGA
Molecule: messenger RNA, 384 nt
Organism: Aspergillus versicolor CBS 583.65
Lineage: Eukaryota; Fungi; Ascomycota; Eurotiomycetes; Eurotiales; Aspergillaceae
Exons: 1
Coding region: 1-384 (127 amino acids)
Source: RefSeq, a predicted model, not a curated record